UCACUUUAAAAUUUAUUGAUCAAACUUUUAUCAAACUGCUAAGCUAAACGGCAAAAUGGUAGAAAAGCAAGAAAAAACAGACAUUACAUACGAGUACACAAGACGUAGGAAGGAAUUUGGAAGACAAUUACUUUUCGAAGAUUGUGGUCCGAAGCUAUGUGUAAGUAUACAAUCAAAUCCAGCGAUGUACAAAAAUUACAUACUAAGGAAUCCAGUGCACGUUGGCAUCCAGAAUACCGGAACUAUGUCAGAACAUUGGGUAAAUUCCGUAAGAGCCGAAUAUACCACUUCUGGCAUGAAUCACGUAGAAGGUGGCUGGCCUAAAGAUAUUAAUACAAACGAUCCUGAAGCCAUGCAAAGAUAUCGACGAAAAAUUGAGAAAGAUGAUGCAUAUAUUCACGCGGUUAUGCAUCUCGGACAUAGCAUGGAGCACAACAUUCUCCAAAAUAACGCCGUGGAUAUGUACGAAAUCUAUUAUUCUGAGCUUGGCACAAUUCCACCUGUGGAACGGAGCAGUUGUCAUACAGUCAAUGUGUAUAGAGAACCAGGUGCAAAUCGAAGACCGGUUCGUUCAUUGUCGUGGCAAGCCGAAGGAGCGCGUUUAGCGUCUGCUCACGCUGACGUUAACUUUAUGAGAAACGCAAGAACACCUCAGUUCUCGUACAUUUGGGAUAUAGAAAACGCAAACGCGCCAGAGUUAGUAAUCACACCUCCCCAACCUCUACUAGAUUUACAAUACAACCCUCGCGAUCAACAUAUUCUUGUGGGUGGUAUGAUGAAUGGCCAAGUAGGUUGUUGGGAUAUGAGAAAAGGCAGUGAUGCUGUCGCGCUUUGUCCACCGCAUGUAGCUCAUAGAGAUCUUGCCAGUAAUGUUCUUUUUAUUAAUUCCAAAACCGGAGCAGAGUUUUUCUCAUCAUCUCCUGACGGUGUUGUAAAAUGGUGGGAUAUCAGGAAUAUUAACGAACCUACUGAUUCAAUGAUAAUAGAUCCCGUAAAAACAAAUAAUGACACUCAAAGCGUCGAAAAUGCUUUGGGUAUUUCAGCUCUAGAGUACGAACCAACUAUACCCACAAGAUUUAUGGUUGGAACUGAAACCGGACUAGUGAUAGGAGGUAAUCGAAAAGGAAAGACAGCUUUUGAAAAGCUACCUUCUAAGUACGAAGCACACUUAGGUCCAGUUUAUGCACUGCAAAGAAAUCCGACAUUCUUAAAGAACUUCCUAACAGUAGGGGACUGGACUGCUCGGGUAUGGAGCGAAGAUUGUCGAGAAUCUUCCAUUCUUUGGACGUAUGCACAUAAGACAAAACUUACAGAUGGAGCGUGGAAUCCAAUAAGAUUUUCGCUUCUGCUUGUGACUCAAUGGGAUGGCUGUCUAUCCUGUUGGGAUCUCUUACGAAGACGUAGCGCGCCAAUAGUCACUGCACAACUUUGUGAUGAGCCUUUACUGCGCCUUCGGCCACAUGAAGGAGGUCAAUUGGUGGCGUGCGGAAGUAGUCUGGGAACUAUAUACUUGGCAGAGUUAUCACAAAAUCUUGGAACCGCCGAUAAAAAUGACAAACAACUUUUGACACAUAUCUUAGAAAGGGAAAAUAAACGUGAACGCAUACUUGAAGCCCGCAUGAGAGAAAUAAGACUGCGAAUGCGACAAGACAGGGACGGAGGGCAACAACUAACUGAGAGCGAGUCAUGCCUCAGUGACAAAGAUCUAGAAGAGGCCUCCGCAGAAUAUAUGCAGGCGGUCAGCGAUCUGCAAGCGCAACAACAGAAAAGUCAACAGACAUAAAAUAAUCUGGCGGCUGUUCUAGGCAAGCGCAAUAGCCAAAUAGUGAUCUUAGUGUGAUGUCAAACCCUAAAAGACGCUAAAUGUAGCAGUGAAGCA
Molecule: messenger RNA, 1879 nt
Organism: Pararge aegeria (speckled wood butterfly)
Lineage: Eukaryota; Metazoa; Arthropoda; Insecta; Lepidoptera; Nymphalidae
Gene: Dnai2
Product: dynein intermediate chain 3, ciliary
Exons: 11
Coding region: 56-1783 (575 amino acids)
Biological process (GO): cilium movement; outer dynein arm assembly
Cellular component (GO): outer dynein arm
Molecular function (GO): dynein heavy chain binding; dynein light chain binding
Source: RefSeq, a predicted model, not a curated record